This is a messenger RNA of Labrus bergylta (ballan wrasse), 1093 nucleotides long. NCBI's taxonomy places the organism in Eukaryota, Metazoa, Chordata, Actinopteri, Labriformes, Labridae. The record is from RefSeq and is a predicted model, not a curated record.
ACAGCAGAAGGAGGAGGAGAACUACGUAAAGGCUAUACAACAGAUACAGUGAGAGUUCUUCCGGGAAGAGGUCUCUUCCCGAAACCUUAGCUAUGAGUCGGAGCAUCGUGCGGCAGAGCAAGUUUCGCCACGUUUUUGGCCAGACGGUCAAGGCUGAGCAGGGUUACGAUGACAUUCGUGUUUCCAAGGUUACGUGGGACAGCUCCUUCUGUGCCGUCAACCCCAAGUUCCUGGCAGUCAUCAUUGAAUCCAGCGGAGGAGGAGCAUUCCUGGUACUGCCCAUCACUAAGACAGGUCGUGUGGAUAAGAGUUACCCACUCGUGACUGGACACUCUGGACCUGUCCUGGACAUCGACUGGUGCCAUCAUGACGACAACAUCCUGGCCAGCUGCUCGGAGGACUGCACUGCUAUGGUGUGGCAGAUCCCAGAUCACGCAUUGACCCGCCCCCUGACUGAUCCAGUCGUGGUCCUGGAGGGUCACUCCAAACGUGUUGGCAUUGUGAGCUGGCACCCCACCGCACGCAACAUCCUACUCACUGCGGGCAGUGAUAACCUGAUAAUAGUCUGGAAUGUGGGGACAGGUGAGCCCCUCAUUUCCAUGGACGACCACCCAGACCUCAUCUACAGCAUCAGCUGGAACCGAAACGGCAGCUUGUUCUGCACCACCUGCAAGGACCGACGCCUGCGUGUCUGCGACCCCCGCAAAAGGGAGGUGGUUGCGGAACGUCUUGCUCCACAUGAAGGGAUCCGGCCAAUGAGAGCCAUCUUCACCAGAGACGGAAAUAUCUUCACCACUGGAUUCACCAGAAUGAGCCAGAGGGAGCUUGGACUCUGGGACCCGACAAACUUCGAGGAGCCUAUCGCAGUGUUGGAGUUGGACACAAGUAAUGGAGUAUUGUUACCAUAUUAUGAUGCAGAUGCAAACAUGGUUUACCUUUGUGGAAAGGGGGACAGCAGUAUCCGAUACUUUGAGAUCACAGAUGAGCCACCUUACGUCCACUACCUCAGCACCUUCAGCAGCAAAGAGCCUCAGAGAGGGAUGGGCUUCAUGCCCAAGAGAGGUGUGGACGUCAGCAAAUGUGAGAUUGCACG